UAUCGCUUGCAUCGCGCGCGCUCCGGCGGCGUACAGGUACUUGCUUGAAGGCGCGCGCGUGUUUCGACAGCGCGUCGUCGCGUCUUGCGCUCGCGGGCUCGACGAUGCAUUGAGUGCGACUGAAAAAACGGGGAACCGGCUGGCCAAUGAAAGCACCAUGUGCGAGCUACUGCGGCGUUUAUCCUCCGAUCCGAUUCGCCUUGCGAUCCCGACGUGUGAACAAGCACGUGACAGCAUUUUCUAAACGCCAGCAGGUAUUUACGUGCCGGUAAAUUACCGAUCGUUCACGUUCCGUAAAUCAAUUGGGCUAUCAAUUACUCGAUCUGGAAUGGUGUAUAGAUAAAAGCUUCGGUGGAGUUCGCGUUAUACAUGAAUCCUGUCUGUUUAAUUUGUUGAUUUGAAAUAAGGGAUGGAAGAGGUUAAAAUCUGAAACGUGAUCUCGCAUCGUCAUUGAUACCUAUUGGACCCGAAACUCUUCGACUAAUUACCAUCCUGUGGGCAACUAUCCGUUAGGAUGUCUCGACUAUGCUGCUACUGGUUAUGCUGUUAUUCGGAGAGCGGUCGCAGCGAAGAUAGCUCAGCCAGUGAGUCGAGCGGCAACGGUAACGGUGGGGAAGGUUCAAGCGUAAGUUGCAUCGGGACUGCUGCCACGCUAUCGGGUCUCGUUUCUCUUGCCAUCGUCGCAGUGGCCGUGUCCACCAACCAAUGGCUGCUAACCGAGGAAAGACUCACCACUCGACAACAACAACAGCAACAACAGCAUGACAAUGCUACCAACGUCAAAUUCACUUACAGUGGACUUUGGCGAGUUUGUAUGGCUACUGGCUCGAGUGCGGAAUACGAGUGCUCAACUAUCGAUUACUUCCCCAAAGAAGAGUACAGCCCGGACCCCAGUGAUUCGACCAUGGCUAUGCCCUAUGCAGUCACAAAGUCGGCCGUCUUCUUUAUCAGCGCCACUGCGCUACUGGUCGCCGCUGAGGUCUCGUAUUUCGCGGGAUUACUCAUCAGGCCCAGGCCGAGUUUGUGCGUCUUCGCCGCUGGUAUCAUUCUUAUCGUCUCGGGUCUCCUGAUGCUGGUCGGCAUGGUCAUGUACAUUUCCGUGUUCAAAGCCGAGGUGGGCAGUAAAUUGCGGCCACGAUCGUCCUUUCAGGGUCCGCCGUUCGUCUACCGUUACGGCUACUCGUUUUUGCUGUACGUCAGUGGCUUCAUCACCACCGAGUUCGCCGGCACCACGGCCGUCUUCCUGCACAUCACGUGGCAGCAACGCGAGCUCACCCGCGAGAGAUCCAAGCGCAAGUGCAUCGCACACGACUCGUACGUGGAGAAUUACCGGGUGCACGGUACCCCGGCAAACCACCUUUACAAUGGCUUCCACCUGUGCGAGCGCCAUCAGAAGAGGUACUUUUACGAGCACGAGCCCACAGCCAUCGACUACCACCACAAUCACCAUCAUCACCAUCACCAUCAUCAGCUCAAUUACGACGAUUGCCUGCCGCCCGCUCACGAGUGCAAUCACUAUCAUCAUCACGGCAUGACCCACGACCUCACCACCGAGACGGUGAGCACAAUAGCGGACGUUCUGCAAGACGAGUACCCGGUGGGGAUGCAGCAAGAUUUUGUGGCGUUUGACCUCGGCGAAAAUCUGCCGCCCCUGCCAGAAAACGUGAGGAACAGUAGCUGGAGAUCCAAUUCAUUAAGGAAGACUACGCCAGUUUGAUACACCGUGAGGUACGCCAGACUUGUUCAAAUCGUCCCUUCCAGUGACGUUGAAUCCGAACCCGAGUGCGACACUACCAAAGAACAAUCCUGCGUCGAUAAUGCCAAGGAAAGUCCAGCUAUGAAAAACUGCGACUUGGUCGAAUCCUGUGAGAAAAGUUUAUUACUGGACAAUCAGUAACGUUACGUCUAGGUGUAUUUAUUCCGAAAGAACGCGCGUGCGUCAAAUUUAUUGCGUUCCAUCAAAUACAAACAGCAACAAUAAAAAUUAUAAUCCGCAAAUAAGUCGAUAUUACAAUUAGAUAAGAGAGACGUGUCUGACACGAUAAACUUGAUCUGUGCCUCCUCUACUAUGAGACUUCAACUGUCAAAAGAAAAGCGUACUGUACUGAAAUUUCAACUCGCUUCUUUUGACAUGCACACCUUAUCGAUUGACAGUAAAAAGAAUGUUUAAGAUUUAAAAAAAAAGGACCAUUUAACAAAAAAAAUUAUAUUAAAAGGGAAGCUCAUAUAUCAAACUACUAUAGGUACACACGUCAAUAAAGCUCGAUUAAAUUGCAAUAUAGAAUUUAAAAAAGAUAGUAUGAUAUUAAAUUGAAAGUACCGAAAAA
Molecule: messenger RNA, 2327 nt
Organism: Phymastichus coffea
Lineage: Eukaryota; Metazoa; Arthropoda; Insecta; Hymenoptera; Eulophidae
Gene: Stg-1
Exons: 10
Coding region: 515-1717 (400 amino acids)
Biological process (GO): transmission of nerve impulse; regulation of AMPA receptor activity; positive regulation of synaptic transmission, glutamatergic
Cellular component (GO): AMPA glutamate receptor complex; postsynaptic density membrane
Molecular function (GO): voltage-gated calcium channel activity; channel regulator activity
Source: RefSeq, a predicted model, not a curated record